Molecule: messenger RNA, 516 nt
Organism: Lichtheimia ornata
Lineage: Eukaryota; Fungi; Mucoromycota; Mucoromycetes; Mucorales; Lichtheimiaceae
Exons: 1
Coding region: 1-516 (171 amino acids)
Source: RefSeq, a predicted model, not a curated record
AUGCGCUUCACUGCUAUCUCUCUUGCUACUAUUGCCUGCCUUGUCGCCACUGCUCAAGCUGCUCCUCCUCCUCAACUUGCUCCUUUGGCUCUUGGCAAGCGUGUUUUAGGUGUUGAUGGCAACGGUGUUGCUGGUGCUACCUCUGCUUUAGGUGGUUGCAAGAAUCCCGCUCCUGCUGGUCCUAAUGGAUACCCUACUGUUGAUCCCUCGGUCACAUCCCCCAAGGGUGUUGUUCAAAGCUUGGUUGAAUCCUUGUAUCCAGGCCUUUCCAAUACCACCGGACAAGUCGAUGAAUUGGUUGCUGAUAUCCUCAGCGCUCUUGGUGCUGACAAACUCGCUGGUGGUAUUCUCGGUGGUGCAUUAGAUGCCGUUAACGACCUUGCACAAAAGCUUGGCUUGGAAGUUGGAUGCAUUGUCCAAAUCGUCAAGGAAACGGUUGAGAAGGUUUUGGGUGCCGACAAAGCCAAGGCUCUUGAAGCUGCUGGUGGCGAUGCUGCAUCAUCAUCCCAACAAUAA